Messenger RNA from Penicillium waksmanii, 1776 nucleotides. RefSeq names its product fungal specific transcription factor domain-containing protein. The record is from RefSeq and is a predicted model, not a curated record. The coding region runs from base 1 to 1776 and encodes 591 amino acids. Gene Ontology annotation, molecular function: zinc ion binding; DNA binding. Gene Ontology annotation, biological process: DNA-templated transcription. The transcript is spliced from 2 exons. Lineage: Eukaryota; Fungi; Ascomycota; Eurotiomycetes; Eurotiales; Aspergillaceae. Gene Ontology annotation, cellular component: nucleus.
AUGUCAAUUUAUGGUGAUGGGGUGGACGAUUCAGUUGACGCUGUACCUGAAGGAUUUCAGGACUUUUUUGAGGGAGCCCGAGUUUCAUUGACAGGUGGCUUUGGGGAUGGCACAUGGGCCACUGGGUUCAGUCCAGGGAGCUUCAAUUAUCCAUCCCCUGAGCUGCCAGGGGCUCGACAUUUGGAGGAUGGAGGUUCAUCACAGGCUGCCUGCCUGCCAUUGCUUAUCCAGGAGGAUGGCCCCUCAAUUUGCCUUGACACCCAAGAUGAAAUGACACCACAAUUGCUCGGCAGUAGUGGCGACAUGGACCCUUUUCUGAUGAGUCGCUAUCAAUACGACACAUCUGGGGCUUUUCACUUCAAAAACCUCAAUAUCCAAUCUGUAUCCUCAGGGUCCGACCCAACGCAGUUUUUAUUGUCAAAACGGUCAAUAUUUGCUGCCAGCAGAGAGGAAAAUGGAUGCGAUAACCUUUCGACGGUUGAGUUGAAGCAGGAACUCGAAUCCUUGGUCCCUGGAUAUAUUGGCCUCAGACUCAUCAAUAUAUUUGAGAGGAUCGUCGCAUCGGAUUACCCAGUGCUUGGUCCACCAGGCCAACUAAAUCCCGCAACCAGCCCGCCGUAUCUUCUUGCGAGUGUAUACCUAAUAGUCGAGCCCUUCACUAAAUUCGACGAAAAACUUUGCAUUGAUCUCGCAUACGAUAAGCCAUCAGGUGCGGCACUUUAUGAAAUUAUCAACAAAGCGCUUCCAUAUGAGAUACAUGCACCGAAGCUAUGUAUCGUACAGACAAUGCUUCUUCUUACCAUUCGACCCUAUCCAAACCCAAUUAUAUUGGAUAGUGGCUUCAAAUUAUCCCAACUCGCCACUCUUAUUGCUUGUGCUCACACCCUCGGUUUGCAUUUGGAUCCAAAGUCGUGGCGAAUACCUUCAUGGCAAAUUUCUCAGCGACGUUGCUUGUCUUAUUUCAUCUAUUCGACAGACAAGUGGCUUGCAUUGAGUCUUGGUAGGCCGCCUUUACUGCAUUAUGAUAAUUGGCUCGUGACAAGUCCUAGCAAAGAGGAUUAUCCUGUCAGAGGCCUUCACCCUUCAGCUUGGUCAAACAUUAAGAAGCGAGCGGAACUUGAUUCUCUUCUCGACCGUGUUCUAACCCAGUUGUACUCUCCUCGUGCCAUUAACGCCAUGCGUGAAGAUUAUGAGAAGACCGCCGCAUCGACUGGUCCACUGCUUCAAGAUCUCUUUUCGUGGCAUAGCCAGAUAGUUGCACCAUCGCGCAAUUCUUCAUCAUCAGAUCAAGACAGACCAGUGGCAAUAGAGAGAACUCUCGAGAUGAACUAUCAUUACAUUCAUUUGAGUAUUUGCAGAGCUAUUCUAAGGCCAUUCCUGCACCCCAGUGUCGAAGAAUUGAAUAACUCAUAUUAUAUAAUUGCGCGUGAGCAGGCCCGAAGUCGAGCAGAAGCCUGCAUCUCGGCAGCAGCUGAGUUUAUUCAUGAGUUAAAGGCCGAGGACCUUGAGACCCUAUGGCCGGCCUGGAGUGCGACCGCAUUUUCAUCCAUCUGUUUCCAAAUUCUGCACAUGGCCACAAGCUCCCUUGAUAGGAGCGAGGCGGAUAAAUGGGUCACUUGUCUCCACCAAGUGCGCCGGGACAUGCGCUUGAAGGCCGAUGUUCUGCCUUGCCUCCGUCUUGGCCUUCUGCGAAUUGACUCCAUAUUCUGGAAGGGAGUAGAUAAUGUGCUUCAUUUGGAAGAGCAUGUCCGGCAAGCUUUUACGUCAGCUUCUUGA